Galleria mellonella (greater wax moth) is the source of this 1672-nucleotide messenger RNA. RefSeq lists its product as uncharacterized. The coding region runs from base 306 to 1511 and encodes 401 amino acids. The transcript has 7 exons. The record is from RefSeq and is a predicted model, not a curated record. Gene Ontology annotation, molecular function: protein binding. Lineage: Eukaryota; Metazoa; Arthropoda; Insecta; Lepidoptera; Pyralidae.
CGCUAGUGGAGAGCGGCGACAGCGAGUUCGCGUUGUCGCGUCGAGUUCAAAGGACGUAUUGCGUCGUUCGCAUCAAAAUGUUACGAUUUCACAUAUCGAAAACUUCAGUGCCUUAAAUUUAACGACUGAUAUUUUUAUAUAGAAAAUAUUUUAACAGUUUUUCCGUGUUACGUGCCAGUUUUAACUUUGUGUUGUGCGUGUUUUACGAAUAAUAGGCUUCGAUUUUUCACAAUUGAGUGCACAAUGCAAACGAUUUUGAAUUUUAUGUCUACGUUUAGUGUGUGCGAUUUGGUACUGUUGGAAAAAUGUUGACAGGAUUCCUUGUGGUUUCUCUUGUAGUUUUAAAUUUAAUUUCGACAGGGCUUAGUUCUAGUCUACUAUGUGGUCGUACGAAAGAGGUGGAGGUUGGGAGCAAUGUCGGCACAGGCGCAGCCCUCGCGCUAGCUCUUGUGCGGCCGCCGUCGACCGCGCCCCUCUCGCCCUGCCAGCUGAAACUCAACGCACCAGACGCUGCGGCGUUCACUGUCAGACUUAUUGAUGUCAAGGAAUCGAUGUCGGACUGGGACCGUGGGUUCAGCGAGUUGGAUGCGCCGGCGCCGGUAGCCGGCGCCCCGGGCCGCAAGUGGAGCGCGAGGAAUGCGCACGCGCAAGACACCGCCACCGACCAGUCAGCGCCACUCGCCAACAACACUGACGCUUGCAAGUUGCUCAUUUACAUUGGCGAAGCGAAGAAUCCAAUAUGGCGCCUACAGCUGUGUGGCGGGAACGCGGCUUCCAUUGCCGCGAGAGCGGGGGCUAAGUUGUUACCCCCGAAAAUCAGGAUCGUGUGGAACCCGCCUACUUCUCCUUACCAGCACACGGAGAAGCUACGACUGGUGGUCACAGCAGUUAAUAGUGGGGCAACGUGCAAUAAUGAAUCUCAAUUCGUAUGCGGAGUGACGGGUUUAUGCAUAUCGUCGUAUUUGGUGUGCGACGGUGUGAAGCACUGUCCUGGCGGGGAGGACGAGGACUCCAGCGCCUGUUCUCACAGGCGAGACCCUCCGCUCCUCGAGCUACUAAGAAGAUUCGCGGCGAGGAACCAGGAGCUAUUAGGCCUGGACCAACCAGAUGGACAGACGAAGCCGUCAGUUAUUAUGAAAAUCUCCGAAGGGGAACAGAAGUCGAAUGCGUUCAUGGAAUUCGCAGCGGCGUUGAAGCCGUACGGCCCGUGGAGCUACCUGGUGGUCGGCAUGCUGGUCUGCGCCACUAUACUCAUGUUCUGCUUGGCAUGGGAAUGCUGCUGCAAACGGUCCAAGCCGUCGGACACUCCCAUCAACAUACCGCCGCAGUGCAUCGACCUCUCCCCGACGGUGACGGUCACGGCCGCCUCCCAGCAGCUGUUCACCCAGCCCCUGCCGCCCUCCCCGCCGGAGUACGAGCCGCCACCUUCGUACUCCUCGCUGUUCCCGCGAGCCUUCAAGUCCUCCCCCACACCGGUACCACACUGCUCCCACCAGGAGCCCCCGGAUUGAAUGGCGAACGAUUACUGUAAAAAUUAGUUAGGUAGAUAUUUUAAUUAAUUCCAUGUAGUGUAGUGGUAGGUGCACAUUUUUUAAUAAUAGUAAUAAUCAUCUGAACAUAGGCCUUCCUCACAAAGGAGGUUUGGCCUUAUUUUAAUACAUAUGCCAAUUUA